Molecule: messenger RNA, 932 nt
Organism: Pararge aegeria (speckled wood butterfly)
Lineage: Eukaryota; Metazoa; Arthropoda; Insecta; Lepidoptera; Nymphalidae
Gene: mRpL9
Product: 39S ribosomal protein L9, mitochondrial
Exons: 5
Coding region: 93-854 (253 amino acids)
Biological process (GO): translation
Cellular component (GO): ribosome; mitochondrion
Molecular function (GO): structural constituent of ribosome
Source: RefSeq, a predicted model, not a curated record
UAACUACCUAACUACGAAAAACAUAACCUUAUUUCACUGUUUUUAAUUUUUAGUAAAUAAAUUCGUGUAACUACUAUAAAAUAAAAUUAAAAAUGUUUGGAUUUAAUCCACCAGUGAAUAAAGUAAUUGCUACCGGCUAUAAUUUACUUUAUCAACAAACAAGGAAUACAUUUAUAUUAAAGAGAAAAUGGUCUCCACCAUUGCAUAAAAAAGGUGGCAAACCAUCUAAACUGAGAGCGAGGCACUUUGUAUAUGAUUUAGUCGAAGACUGUAAUUUAUCAAAACAACCAGACAUUAAAGUAAUUUUAAACCAGUUUGUGGAUGGUGUUGGCAAUGCUGGUGAUGUUUUGAGUCUCCGCCCAACAAAAGCUUACACUCAUUUCCUCGUGCCAGGCUUAGCAAUAUAUGCAAGCCCUGAGAACUUGGCUAAGUACCAAAUUGAUGAAAACAAACCAAAAGUUGAGUCCAACUAUAGUUCACCAUAUGUUCAAAGGACAUUGGGCUGUUUAUCCAGAUUAGUAUUACAAAUAACAAUGAGUAAAACACAACCAUGGACUCUUGAACCGUGGCAUGUCAGAACAUCAUUCCGUAAGGCAGGCUUUGUUGUACCUGAGCAUGCUAUAACCAUGCCUCCAGUCACAAUAAAAGGACCAGAUCUUACUCUGCAGGAUAAGGAGUUCUUAGUCACUGUUAAAGUAAAUAAUAAGGAAGAAGUGAACGUUAGAUGUAGAAUCCAUCACUGGGCAACCGGCUUAGAGAGGCUGGCAUGGGUGCCAUACCACUGGAAAGAACCCAAGGAAGCACUAGUGCCCGAACAAGCUCCCAUUUUAGAAAGCCUCCCAUUACCUAAUUAGUAAAAAUAAUGAAUUAGUUUUCAUAUCUGUAGAUGUCCUAAUAAUUCUCCAUCAAAUAAAUAUUAAACAAAUUGGUUA